Molecule: messenger RNA, 294 nt
Organism: Triticum turgidum subsp. durum (durum wheat)
Lineage: Eukaryota; Viridiplantae; Streptophyta; Magnoliopsida; Poales; Poaceae
Source: the annotation of a GenBank genome assembly
AUGGCGGAGGAACCGUCCGCCAAGCGUCAUCAUGGUGAGACGUCCGACAAGAGCAGCAUCCUCGACAACGUUCACGUCCCCAGUGAGAAGCGCGAGUACACCAAAACCCUCACAGGGGUUGAUCUCCACGGCAAGGAGACGCUGGAGAUCAUCUGCACCAGCGAACCAGACAAGGCCGGCAAGAUGAUCUCCAGGCUCUGGAGGAGGGCUGGCGGCUUGAUUCGUAGGAUCGUUGGCGUUGGUGUGCGGUACACCAGGGAAGAAGAACCUCCCCAGAUGGCAGCAGUCCUAUAG